Suillus fuscotomentosus is the source of this 1926-nucleotide messenger RNA. RefSeq lists its product as uncharacterized. Lineage: Eukaryota; Fungi; Basidiomycota; Agaricomycetes; Boletales; Suillaceae. The transcript has 12 exons. The record is from RefSeq and is a predicted model, not a curated record. Bases 1 to 1926 code for a protein of 641 amino acids.
AUGCUGCCUUUUGCGGAUCAUAAGGACCUCUACAAGACCAUCAACAAUAUUCCAAUUGGUGGCAUCAACUGGCAGUCCUUCAAAAUUCAGUAUUCCAGAGAGAAACCUAAUAUACUGAAUGUGCCUUCAUGUAUGAAUCAACAAUUCGAUUCAGUCAGUAAAGACGAACACCAUUACCAAGACUUCAUGUCAGGUGACUGGGCCUGGCAUCAAGCGGAUAUCAUCGCUACUGACCCUGACGUGCUCAGUGCAACAUUUGUACCCAUAAUAAUUGGAAGCAACAAAACAACUGUAUCUGUCGGCACCAAAAACAAUGAAUAUUAUCCAUUGUACCUGUCUAUUGGAAAUGUAUGCAACAAUAUACUCGAAAUGUUCAAGAAACCUAUGUUAAAGCCUAAGAUCACACAUUUUGGUGAUGGCCAUUAUCGAUAUGUCAUUUAUGGGCUAGGACCAUAUAUUGCCAACUAUGAAGAGCAAGUUCUACUCACAUCCAUUGUGAGGAAUUGGUUCACUCCCCAUGGAAAACUGAACAAUGAGGAUGUGCUAUGCCAAUGCAAGGCACACAGAGAGGCCCUCUUCAAAGAAGACACAUCUGAUGGGUCUAUCGUACCUUUUACUAACAACUUUCCUCAAGCCAACAUUCAUCAACUGAUUGCCCCAGAUAUCCUUCAUCAAAUCAUCAAAGGCUGCUUCAAGGACCAUCUUGUGAUAUGGGUGGAGAAGUACCUCCAUCAUGUUCACAGCAAAAGGGAGGCUGAAUGUCAAAUAGAUGACAUAGACCAACGACUCGCUACCGCUACUCCCUUCACUGGUUUGCGAUUACUGUUCAAGAUAUAUCUACCUGCGAUAGAGGGUCACAUGCCAACAGAUGUUGUCUGCACAUUUCGCGCAUUUUUAGAGUUCUGCUAUCUCAUCCAAAGGAACGUCAUCACAGAGGCCACGAUCUCACAAAUACAAGAUGCUCUAUGCUGCUUUCACCACUAUCACUCAAUAUUUCUUCGAUCAGGUGUUGUCCCUGCAUUUUUGCUCCCAUGUCAGCACUUGAUGAAGCACUAUCCUGACCUUAUCUGUCUAUUCAGAGCACCAAAUGGUCUAUGUUCAUCAAUGAUGGAAAAUAAACACAUCAAAGCUGUGAAGCAACUGUGGUGUCAGUCGAACAGAUACAAUGUGCUUGGACAGAUGCUUGUGAUGAAUCAGCGACUCAAUAAAAUUGCUACUUUGCAUGUAGACUUCACGAAAUGUGGUAUGCUCAAUGGUACAUGUCUUAGCAAUGACCUGCACCAAACCAGUUUGCCCAAUGCUGAUAUUGAUGAUAAUCUUGAUGAGGGUGAAAUUGAUAAUGGGCUGACUGAAAUCGAGGCCCAUGUGCAGCUUGCACAAACAACCUCACUCACUAUUGAGCUUUCUAUUCUGAACAUACAAGAUCUUAUCGAUCACUUUCUCUUCAAACAACUUCACCCUCAUGACCCUCAUGACCAUGCCACCAUCCCACUUGACAGUUUCCCCAUCUAUGAUGGGAAAAUCUCUGUGGUUAAUUCUGCAUCAUCAAGAUUUUAUGCACCGAGUGACUUAAAUGGGAUUGGAGGGAUGCAAAGGGAACAUAUUCAAUCCUGCCCUAAAUGGAGGAAUGUGCAUGCUUGCUAUGACUGCAUGUUUAUAAAUGUGCAACCAGACCUUGAAGGAAUUACAAGUGAUGCCCCUGAUGAAGACACAGGCAUGUGGGUAGUUCAGCCAUCCUUUGAUGGUCACUCUCCAAAUAUUUUGGUGAUACACAUUGAUGCAAUCUAUUACACAGCUCAUCUCCUUCCUGUUUACGGUGUUGAUUUCAUCCCUCAUGCUAUCAAUUUUCUGAACACUUUAGAUAAAUUCCACACUUUCUAUGUCAACAAAUUUGCCGACCAUCAUGCAUUUGAAAUUGCAUCUUAA